Canariomyces notabilis is the source of this 2248-nucleotide messenger RNA. RefSeq names its product allantoate permease. Gene Ontology annotation, molecular function: transmembrane transporter activity. Gene Ontology annotation, cellular component: membrane. The record is from RefSeq and is a predicted model, not a curated record. The transcript has 6 exons. Bases 417 to 1952 code for a protein of 511 amino acids. Gene Ontology annotation, biological process: transmembrane transport. NCBI's taxonomy places the organism in Eukaryota, Fungi, Ascomycota, Sordariomycetes, Sordariales, Chaetomiaceae.
CGAUUGUACUGGGCCGUUGCUGCCCGUGAGAAUGGCCGGUGCAUCUCGGCGAGUUAGUGUCUCAUCACCUUUAUCAUCACCUCUCCCUUUUAGCUCUCUUGGUUCGCCCUUUUUUCACUCUGGAUCCCAUUGGCUCAGAGUUCAUUUAUUUUGCGAGGUUGAUCCCGUCAUCUGAGGUGUUUUUAUGGUUUUUUGUUUCGGUACUGCAUCUCAGUGGCACCUUACCAUUCCGACGAUCCUUCCAAUCGGUGGUUUCUGAUUUGCCCUGUGGUGCCUGCAUCUUCUCACCUUGCCGCCCACUUGCGCUGAGUAUUCCCGCUGGCCUGUCCUCCAGUUGUUCCUCACCAUCUCACCUUAUCCUGUCCCUUCCUUGACGCUGUUGCGCAAUCCUUGAGUCGACAGUUGGCCGGGAAAAAAUGUCGGCCUCGGAUAGAGAAAGCGCAAAAGGGCGCGAAGUCGACGAGAAUGUGACCGACGUUGCAGGUGCCAGUGCUUCGUCGGGCGGGAUGGACGCCGCCUGGACUUACCUCGAGAACCACCGGGAUGCUGACGCGAAAACGGCGACAAUCGAUCUCGCCGCCCUCCGGCGCAAGAUCGAUUUCCGCAUCGUGCCACUGAUGUUUCUGUGCUACACACUGCAAUUUCUGGACAAAGUCAUUCUCAAUUACGCUGCUGUGAUGGGCAUCCGGACCGACUUAAACCUUCAAAACAACGACUUUUCCAAUGUUGCCACUUUUCUGUUCGUUGGCCUGUUGUGCUUUGAGAUUCCCAACAUCUACUUCCUUCAGGCUGUUCCCGCCGCCAAAUGGCUGGGUCUGAACGUCAUUCUCUGGGGCACCGCUACUGCUUGUGGUGCCGCCGCGUACAACUACCAGACUCUCCUGGUUUCUCGCGUCUUUCUCGGAGUCUUUGAAGCUACCAUCGCCCCUUCUCUGAUGCUUAUCAGCAGCCAGUGGUAUACCAAGUCUGAGCAGGCACCCCGCUUCUCCUUUUGGUAUCUCGGCCUCGGUCUCGGUCAGAUCGUGGGAGGCGCCGUCUCGUAUGGCUUCCAGCACAUGGGUCCCAACGCCCAGCUUGCCGGCUGGCGGACCAUGUUCGUUACCCUCGGUGUAUUGACGGUUGUUGCCGGGGCGGCAGUCAUCUUGUUCCUUCCCGACACUCCUAUGAAGGCUCGCUGGCUCUCGGAUAACGAGAAGGUUGCGCUCCUGAAACACGUCAGUGUCAACAAGACCGGCAUCGAGAACCGCAAGUUCCGUGCCAGCGAGAUUGUUGAGGCCUUGAUGGACCCUCAGCUCUACCUUUUGCUGCUAUCUGUUAUACUGCUCUCGGUUUCAAGUGGCGUCGUCACGAGCUACUCCGCAACCCUAAUCGGCAAUCUCGGAUACAAGCCCAAAGAAGCUGCCUUGAUGAAUAUGCCGUCCGGCGCAGUUAGCAUCUUUUUUACUCUGUUUGUCGGAAUUGGUAUCCGUCGGCAGUCCCACCGUUGGGCGUGGAUCAUUGCUUGCAUCAUCCCUGCCAUUAUUGGUGGUGCCCUUAUGUCGUUCCUUCCAACCACCAACCGCAGCGGCAUCUUGGCGGGUAUUUACCUGGUCAACGCCGUCGUGGCCCCUCUUGCUGUCUUCUACAACUGGACGGUAGCCAACGUGGGCGGUGCUACAAAGCGUGCCUUCGCUGCCGCAAUUAUUAGCGGUUCCUUCUCCCUCGGCAAUAUCAUCGGCCCCCAGACCUUCCAGGCCCGAGACGCACCGGAGUACCGUCCGGCCAAGCUCGCUGUCAUGGGCACGCAGGCAGGCUGCGCUUUCACCACGUUCCUCCUAUUUCUUUACUACGUGUGGCAGAACAAGAGGCGCAACAACACCUCGGAUGUUGAGACAGAAGAUGCUGCCCUGUCCCCCGAGGCAUGGGCUCGCAUGACGGACAAGGAGAACAAGCGGUUCCGCUACACGUACUAACCAAUUAUAUUAGAUGAUCAUGUAUCCAAAAAACAUGGUUGAAACGUGGUGGCUGUUUCUAUAGAACGUCUUGGAUAGAUAAUCAUGCAGCGGUAAUCCGCCGCAGUUCGUGACAAGCUCUUCAGUGAUCUCUGAGAUGCAUCUUGCUUGAAACUACAUUCCUGGGAUACACCUGGAAUCGUGAAACACCGGCCGGGACGGAUUGGAAGCCGGGACGGUUCAGCGGGUUCAGCGUCAGGGGACCGGUCUCUCGGUUCCCGUUCUAGAAACCUCCUUUGUUGGUACUGCAUCACACA